This is a messenger RNA of Porites lobata, 502 nucleotides long. Lineage: Eukaryota; Metazoa; Cnidaria; Anthozoa; Scleractinia; Poritidae. The record is from the annotation of a GenBank genome assembly.
UUAAGCUUAGUUGUGAGGGUUGUGUUGCCGGGUUGUGAUGGUUGUGAGGUUUGUAUCGGAUGUGUUGGUUCUGAGGGCUGCUGUGGUUGUGCUGGUUUGUUGUGUUUUGGUUGUUGAAGUUGUGCUGGUUGCGGGAGUUGUGCUGAUUGUGAUAGUUGUGGUGGUUGUGGAAAUUGUGCUGUUUGUGGGAGUUGUGCUGGUUGUGUGGGUUGUACUAGUUGUGAAUUUGUGCUUUGUAGUGGUUAUGUUGGUUGUGGAGUUUGUAAGGUUUGUGAUGGUUAAGGGAGUUGUGUUGGUUCUGUUGGAGGCUAUGAGAAUUGUAGUGGUUGUGAGGGUUGUGUUUGGUUGUGGAGGCUGUGAAUGUUGUUGUGGUUGGGGUGGUUGUGAGAGUUGUGAUGGUGGUUGUGAAGGUUGUGUUGGUUGUCUUUUUUGUGGAGGUCGUGGGAGUUGUGGUUGUUGUGGCGGUUGUGAGGGUUGUGCUGAGUGUUGUCAUGGUUGCUGA